Xyrauchen texanus (razorback sucker) is the source of this 4020-nucleotide messenger RNA. RefSeq names its product importin-5. Gene Ontology annotation, molecular function: protein binding; nuclear import signal receptor activity. Gene Ontology annotation, biological process: protein import into nucleus. Bases 53 to 3334 code for a protein of 1093 amino acids. Lineage: Eukaryota; Metazoa; Chordata; Actinopteri; Cypriniformes; Catostomidae. Gene Ontology annotation, cellular component: cytoplasm; nucleus. The transcript is spliced from 26 exons. The record is from RefSeq and is a predicted model, not a curated record.
UUUCAUUCGCUCGGAUCAGCGCUGCUGUUCUCUCUUUCUGAAUCCAACAGCGAUGGCGGAGCAACAGCAGUUCUACCUCUUACUGAGCAACCUGAUGAGCCCUGACAACAACGUCAGGAAGCAAUCGGAGGAAACAUAUGACACCAUUCCCGGCCAGACGAAAGUCACAUUUUUACUGCAGGCCAUCCGCGAUGUUUCUGCUGCAGAGGAGGUUAAGCAGAUGGCAGCCGUGCUGUUGCGUCGAUUACUGUCUUCGUCUUUCGAGGAGGUUUACCCCAGCAUGACCAUUGACAUGCAGACGGCCGUGAAAACGGAGCUGCUUUCUGGAAUCCAGUCGGAAGCUUCCAUCAACAUCCGCAAGAAGAUCUGCGACAUCGCUGCCGAGCUUGCACGCAAUCUCAUCGAUGAUGAUGGGAACAAUCAGUGGCCAGAAAUCCUUAAGUUCCUGUUUGAUUCAGUUAACUCCCAGGAUGUCAGCCUCAGAGAAGCAGCACUGCACGUUUUCUGGAAUUUCCCUGGUAUCUUUGGCAAUCAGCAGCAGCAUUACCUGGAGGUGAUCAAGCGCAUGUUGGUGCAGUGCAUGCAAGAUCAGGACAACCCACAGAUUCAAACCCUGGCUGCGCGUGCAGCUGCAUCCUUCGUCCUGUCCAAUGAGGGAAACACAGCGCUGUUGAAACACUUUUCAGACCUUCUUCCAGGCAUCCUGCAGGCAGUGAAUGAAUCCUGUUACGGUGGUGAUGACUCUGUGCUGAAGUCAUUGGUGGAGAUUGCAGACACUGCCCCUAAAUAUUUGAGGCCCAACCUGGAGGCCACACUCCAGCUCAGCCUAAAGUUGUGUGCCGACACAAACCUGACAAACAUGCAGCGACAGCUGGCACUGGAGGUGAUAGUCACACUGUCUGAAACAGCUGCUGCCAUGCUCCGAAAACACACCAACAUCGUUGCUCAGAGUGUGCCGCAGAUGUUGAGUAUGAUGGUUGACCUAGAGGAGGAUGAGGACUGGGCCAUGGCUGAUGAACUUGAAGAUGAUGACUUUGACAGCAAUUCAGUGGCAGGGGAGAGUGCGCUAGACAGAAUUGCCUGUGGUCUCGGAGGAAAGAUCGUCCUCCCAAUGAUCAAACAACAUAUCAUGCAAAUGUUACAGAACCCUGAUUGGAAGUACAGGCACGCUGGUCUCAUGGCUCUGUCUGCUAUCGGUGAGGGUUGCCAUCAACAGAUGGAGGCCAUUCUAAAUGAGAUCGUCAGCUUUGUUUUGCUCUUCUGUCAAGAUCAGCACCCCAGAGUUCGCUAUGCUGCAUGCAAUGCAAUUGGACAGAUGGCCACAGAUUUUGCACCGACUUUCCAGAAGAAGUUCCACGAUAAGGUGAUCUCUGCACUCCUUCAGACGAUGGAAGAUCAGUCGAAUCCUCGUGUUCAGGCGCACGCAGCAGCUGCUCUUAUUAACUUUACUGAGGACUGUCCCAAAACCCUCCUCAUCCCCUACCUAGACAGCCUAGUCCAACAUCUGCACAUCAUCAUGGUCACCAAACUCCAAGAGUUAAUCCAGAAAGGAACCAAACUGGUGCUGGAACAGGUUGUGACCUCCAUCGCCUCAGUGGCUGAUACUGCAGAAGAGAAGUUUGUACCAUACUACGACCUCUUCAUGCCGUCCCUCAAACACAUUGUAGAAAAUGGUGUUCAAAAAGAGCUCCGCCUGCUUAGAGGAAAGACCAUCGAAUGCAUAAGUCUGAUUGGCUUGGCUGUGGGCAAAGAGAAGUUCAUGCCAGAUGCUUCGGCCGUGAUGCAGCUGCUUUUGAAAACCCAAACGGAUUUCAACGACCUGGAAGAUGAUGAUCCACAGAUCUCCUACAUGAUCUCGGCGUGGGCUCGCAUGUGUAAGAUUCUGGGCAAAGAGUUUCAGCAGUAUCUUCCUGUGGUGAUGGGUCCACUCAUGAAGACGGCCUCCAUCAAACCUGAAGUGGCUCUGCUUGACACUCAGGACAUGGAGAACAUGUCUGAAGAUGAUGGUUGGGAGUUUGUGAAUCUCGGAGAUCAGCAGAGUUUUGGCAUCAAGACUGCAGGGCUGGAGGAGAAAGCCACAGCCUGCCAGAUGCUGGUGUGUUAUGCUAAAGAACUCAAGGAGGGUUUUGUUGAUUACACAGAACAAGUUGUGAAGCUGAUGGUUCCUCUGCUGAAAUUCUAUUUUCAUGAUGGUGUGCGAGUAGCAGCAGCUGAGUCCAUGCCUCUGCUGUUGGAGUGUGCUCGUGUCCGAGGACCAGAAUACCUCACUCAGAUGUGGCACUUCAUGUGUGACGCACUCAUCAAAGCCAUCGGAACUGAACCUGACUCAGAUGUGCUGUCGGAAAUCAUGCACUCAUUCGCCAAGUGUGUUGAACUGAUGGGGGAUGGCUGCCUGAAUAACGAGCACUUUGAAGAGCUGUGUGGCAUUCUGAAGAGCAAACUAGAGGAGCACUUCAAAAACCAGGAAGUCAGACAAGCCAAACGACAAGAUGAAGACUAUGACGAGCAGGUUGAGGAAACAUUACAAGAUGAGGAUGAGAAUGACGUCUACAUUCUGACCAAGGUGUCAGACAUCUUGCACUCAAUCUUCAGCAGUUACAGAGAGAAGGCUCUUCCAUGGUUUGAACAGCUACUGCAGCUCAUUGUUAACCUUGUUUGCCCGCACAGACCCUGGGCAGACAGACAGUGGGGUUUGUGCAUUUUUGAUGACAUUGUUGAACACUGCAGCCCGUCUUCCUUUAAAUACGCAGAGUACUUCCUGCGGCCCAUGAUGCAGUCACUCUGUGACACCAGCCCAGAGGUCAGGCAAGCGGCCGCCUAUGGUGUGGGAGUCAUGGCACAGUUUGGAGGAGAGAACUACAGGCCUGCCUUCACAGAGGCUGUCCCUCUUCUUGUGGGCGUGAUUCAGGCUGCAGACUCAAGAGCAAAAGAAAAUGUCAACGCCACUGAGAACUGCAUCUCUGCUGUUGGCAAAGUCAUGAAGUACCGCCCAGAGUGUGUCAACAGCAAUGAAGUCCUCCCUCAUUGGCUAUCCUGGCUUCCACUCAACGAGGACAAAGAGGAAGCUGUACACACAUUUAAUUACCUUUGUGACCUUAUUGAAAGCAACAAUCCAAUUGUUCUCGGACCCGACAAUGCAAACCUUCCCAAGAUUUUCAUCAUAAUAGCUGAUGGUGUCGCGAAUGAAUCGUUCAAAGGUGAAGACGGCUGCAGCACACGAUUGGCCAACGUUAUUCGUCAAGUGCAAGUUUCUGGUGGACUUUGGACACAGUGUGUAUCAGCACUCAACGAGACGCAGCAGAAGGCCAUCCAAGACCUUCUGAACACAGCCUGAGUGAAGCUUUAACCCUCUUAAAUAGCCUAUCUGCUGAGGACAUCUCUGCACCUAGAAUCACACAUCUAGAUUUUGGCCCUUCUCCUGUUUUUGAGCGAAGAACUGUCAUGUGGCCUCUUAGUCUUAAAGUUUUCUCCAACCAUCAGGCAGAUUUCACCUCAAAGGGCCAAUGACUUAAACCAUCAUCUUGAACAAACGUUGGGUGGGCUGGGGUGGGGCAUAGGGAUUUAAAACGAGACCAAGUCAUCCUUCGUAGAUCUUUAAGAAUAUCUGGUGUAGAAAUUGUGCUUUUUCUCCCUUACCAGAUCUCUUAUCUCAUAGUCGUUCUGUCACAACUUGUGUGUCUUUCGAUCCUAGCGGUAACUGAUUUAAGGGGUCGGUCCAACUCAAAGGUUGUUUCCUUUGAUCCUGAGAUGGAUUGGACUGAAAUGGAUUUCAAUUGAACUUGAAUGCAUUGGCAAGCAUUGUCACAUCUUCAACACCUUUUCUUUCAUUUUGUUUGUUCAGUACCAGUCCCAUGGGCUGGUUAAGAUAUUUUGGAGGAAUAGUUGGGAAUGGCAUCUGUUUGCUCCACUUUGCCAAUGAUGUGUGAUUGCUAACAGUCUGUUUCUCAUUGGUUCACUCAAUCCAUGCAAUGAAAUAAACAGGAAAACUGUGACUAUGAAGGAAAUGUGUCCUUAACAUUU